UCUGUGUUGGAAAACAUCUCUCUGAUUCAUCUAAAAGACACAACGUUGUACCAUACAAACACCGAACUCCUACUCCUAACACUAACUACCCAAAAUGUAAAAACCACACCCAGAAACAUUGUGAACUUUACUGUGAGAAAUGUGACGUUCCUGUCUGCUCUACCUGCAUCUCGUCUGGUAAAUAUAAAGGACAUACAAUUACCGAUAUUCUACAGAAAACAAGAUUUAGAAAAUGACUUACAAGAAUUAGAUCAAAAAAUCUAUCCUACAUACGAAGAAAUUUCAAUAGAUCUAAACUCUGAAAAACUAAACUUUGAAACACAUUAUGGGAAACUGACAAAAGCUGUCACCAAACAAGGAGAGGACUGGCACCGAAAAAUUAAUGUCAUUGUUAACAAAAAGAAAUCUGAAAUAGAUGAGAUGAAAACUAAACACCUCGCUAUUCUAGAUAAACAGGAAAAUGAAAUCAAACAAAUUAUUUCUGAUGUAAAACAGAGCAUUCUUGAUCUGAAGAAAAUACUGGACUCUAUUGAUAUCACCCUAACCGUUGCGUACAAAUCCAAGAAUUCUGAAUUCAGAAGUUUACCCCCUAAAUUCAACGUUUCAUUACCAAGUUUCUCUCCUCAUCAGAUCACCACGGCACAGCUCCAUCAAAUGUUCGGUUCACUUUCAUCAUUAUCCAUUACAACAGAUGAACAAAGCUUCACAAUGAAGACACCAGAAGCUAUAUCCUGUUCUCCAGUCAAACCACUGCUUGAUGAACCAAAGCUCAUCACCACCAUAGACACUGGGUAUAAAUAUCUACACAGUGUUACCUGUCUCAUUGAUGAAGAAAUCUGGACAUGUGGAUUAAACAACAUCAUGAAACUCUACAACCUUCAGGAUGAACUACUAAAGUCAAUUCAAACCAAGUCAAGAAGCAUACCACGUGACAUAGCAGUGACAAGGAGUGGAGGCCUAGUUUAUACUGACCCUGAUACAAGAACUGUUAACAUAAUGAAGAAUGACCAGAUUCAGGAAUUGAUCAGACUACAUGGGUGGAGACCUCUCUAUGUCUGUAGUACCUCCUCUGAUGACCUCCUGGUUACCAUGCUUAGUGGUGCAGUAGUUGUGGUUAAUAAAGCAGGAAAUCUUCGAUUUAGAUACACCGGCCAUCCAUCUACUAUCGAGAGAUCAUUCUGCAUCACAACAGACAGCCAGAGUCAAAUCCUGACAGCAGACUGUAUCAACCACUUUAUCCAUAUAAUAGAUCAGGACAGAUAA
Saccostrea cuccullata (small rock oyster) is the source of this 1263-nucleotide messenger RNA. RefSeq lists its product as uncharacterized. The transcript is spliced from 2 exons. The record is from RefSeq and is a predicted model, not a curated record. NCBI's taxonomy places the organism in Eukaryota, Metazoa, Mollusca, Bivalvia, Ostreida, Ostreidae. The annotation marks the transcript as partial.